UUCAGACCCAGACUUGAGGCCUGUCCAGCAACCGCACAUGAAUACUGAGCGAUUCCUUUGAAAGACUUGUGGCUAGCUUGCAGACCUUUGGGAAUUACGAUUUCGAUCAAGAUGUGGGUUCGAAACACUCGGAUUAGUAUGGACGUGGAUAAUUUUCUAUCUUGGCAUCAGCAAGUUUAUGUGGGCAAGUGCUAGUGAAAUAGCACCGCAACACCGAAGUGCGGGGGCGAUUAGCACCCCCUAAUCCGAAUAAAUUCGAUAUCAAUUCCAUUGCUUUUUGGUGAACAUUUGUCCAGAGCUUACUUGGAUUGGCGAACAUGAAAGAUGGAGCCCCGCCCCGCCGACCGCGUGGCAUGGUUAAUACGCUGAAGGCCAACAGAGGUCGGCCUCCGUUUCGCACCUGGCCCGUCGAAACCGCGCGGCGUCCAAUUACACGUAUUUAUAGCAACCCGACAGCACGGCGGACCCCUAGGUUCUUAGCUCAGCGGUGUUUGAUGGCUGGCCCUGUCGGCCUGGAAACACGCCCGCCUCAACGUUGUCGGUGGCAUUGGCAUUCCGUAGGAGUGGAAGUGCCGCUGGUGUCCGCCGGGGCCAUUCAACCUAGCACAAGACCAACCGCACUAAACGAUUGCGAGCGGCGUCAGUCUGUGUUCCAGAAGCCGCGGUGGUCCAAUGAUGACGCCGAGCCGCAGAGCGGGCGGCCAGCGAGCCCCACAAAGGGGGGGCGGGGGCCUAAGGUUGACCAAGGGAACCGAAGAGAGCUGGCGAGCCCCUCUAUUCCCAUUUCGCCCCUCACUGCGUCAAGGCCAAAUAGAAAACCCAGGAACUCCCAUCGCCGUGCCCUGCCCUGCCUGCCCCCCUCCGAGUCCCUUGACCUGCGAGUGAAGCCGAACGUAUUGCCAAUUUCCCGUGCCUGAAUUGUUUUCCCCAGCGAACAAGCACGAGCACGAGCAAACCCAGCUGCGAAACCUCUCAAAACUCACCCACCGGUAGCUCGUCAGCUUCCAUCAAUCGCCUACCAUGGCCACCCAAGACGAUGAUCUGAUGCC
Lasiosphaeria miniovina is the source of this 1049-nucleotide messenger RNA. RefSeq lists its product as uncharacterized. The transcript has a single exon. NCBI's taxonomy places the organism in Eukaryota, Fungi, Ascomycota, Sordariomycetes, Sordariales, Lasiosphaeriaceae. The coding region runs from base 318 to 917 and encodes 199 amino acids. The record is from RefSeq and is a predicted model, not a curated record.